Molecule: messenger RNA, 3025 nt
Organism: Peromyscus maniculatus bairdii (prairie deer mouse)
Lineage: Eukaryota; Metazoa; Chordata; Mammalia; Rodentia; Cricetidae
Gene: Ift80
Product: intraflagellar transport 80
Biological process (GO): cilium assembly
Cellular component (GO): cilium; intraciliary transport particle B; centrosome
Molecular function (GO): protein binding
Source: RefSeq, a predicted model, not a curated record
GAAAGGGAGACCGCUUUUAGCGCUUAGAAAUCACUAUGGUGACGGGAAGGUCGGGAGGCUUCUUGGUAACUGUGGCCGUAUAGCUCUGAGAGCGAUCGCCACCGCUCUCCGGGAACUUGAGAAUGGGAGCACCUGUCUAUAAUCCCAACACUGGCUCUCUGCUUCCUGUAAUAAGAUAGAUACAGUUACUAUAGCCGAAAAUCUUGUGAAGUUGAAGACCCAGUGGGUACAGUCAAGUGGUAUUUAAAAUCUUUCUGGAACUGGAGACAUGAGGCUGAAGAUAUCGCUCUUAAAAGAACCAAAGCAUCAGGAGUUAGUGAGCUGUGUGGGUUGGACGACUGCUGAGGAGCUGUACUCCUGCAGUGAUGAUCACCAGAUAGUGAAGUGGAACUUGCUAACCAGCGAGACCAGUCUAAUAGUAAAGCUGCCUGAUGACAUCUACCCCAUAGACCUUCACUGGUUCCCCAAAAGUUUAGGCAUGAAGAAACAGACUCAGGCAGAAAGUUUUGUCCUCACAAGUUCUGAUGGUAAGUUUCAUCUGAUUUCCAAGUUAGGAAGAGUGGAAAAAAGUGUAGAAGCCCACUGUGGAGCUGUGCUUGCAGGAAGAUGGAACUAUGAGGGGACUGCAUUAGUGACAGUUGGAGAAGAUGGACAGGUGAAAAUCUGGUCAAAGACGGGGAUGCUCAGGUCAACAUUAGCUCAGCAAGGAAUACCAGUGUAUUCAGUAGCAUGGGGCCCUGAUUCAGAAAAGGUUCUUUAUACAGCAGGCAAACAGCUCAUCAUUAAGCCUCUUCAACCAAAUGCUAAAGUUUUACAGUGGAAAGCCCAUGAAGGCAUUAUUUUAAAAGUCGAUUGGAACUCAGUCAACGAUCUUAUUUUAUCUGCUGGUGAAGACUGUAAGUAUAAGGUGUGGGAUAGUUAUGGUCGCGUGCUGUACAGUUCUCAGCCUCACGAGCACCCUAUUACCUCAGUCGCCUGGGCUCCGGAUGGCGAGUUGUUUGCUGUUGGUUCCUUUCAUACUUUACGCUUGUGUGAUAAAACCGGGUGGUCAUAUGCUUUAGAAAAACCCAACACCGGCAGCAUAUUUAAUAUCGCGUGGUCCAUUGACGGCACUCAGAUCGCUGGGGCCUGUGGGAACGGCCAUGUGGUCUUUGCGCACGUGGUGGAGCAGCGCUGGGAGUGGAGGAACUUCCAGGUAACACUGACGAAGAGGAGGACCAUGCAGGUUCGUAAUGUUCUCAAUGAUGCUGUGGACUUACUGGAGUUCAGAGACAGGGUCAUCAAAGCGUCUCUGAACCAUGCACACUUAGUCGUCUCAACGUCCCUCCAGUGCUACGUGUUCUCUACGAAGAACUGGAAUACACCACUUAUAUUUGAUCUCAAAGAAGGAACUGUUAGUUUAAUUCUCCAGGCAGAAAGACAUUUUCUUCUGGUAGAUGGUGGUGGUAUCUAUUUGCAUUCUUAUGAAGGGCGCUUCAUUUCUUCUCCAAAGUUUCCUGGGAUGAGAACAGACAUCCUGAAUGCGCAGACCGUGUCCCUGAGUAACGACACUAUAGCAAUCAAAGACAAGGCCGACGAAAAAAUAAUCUUCCUCUUUGAAGCAUCAACUGGAAAACCCUUAGGGGAUGGGAAACUUCUUUCUCAUAAGAAUGAAAUCUCAGAAAUUGCUCUGGAUCAAAAAGGACUCACCAAUGACAGAAAAAUUGCUUUCAUUGAUAAAAAUAGAGACCUCUACAUCACCUCAGUGAAACGAUUUGGGAAAGAAGAACAGAUUAUUAAACUUGGAACCAUGGUGCAUACGUUGGCAUGGUGUGAUACAUGCAAUAUCCUCUGUGGACUUCAAGAUACUCGAUUCACAGUGUGGUAUUACCCUAAUACCAUUUAUGUGGACAGAGAAAUUUUGCCUAAAACAUUGUAUGAAAGAGAUGCAAGUGAAUAUAGUAAAAACCCCCAUAUAGUGAGUUUUGUUGGAAAUCAGGUGACUAUAAGGAAAGCUGAUGGCUCCCUGGUACACAUCAGCAUAUCACCGUACCCUGCCAUCCUCCAUGAGUAUGUGAGCAGCUCAAAGUGGGAAGAUGCUGUAAGGCUUUGCCGCUUUGUUAAGGAGCAAAGCAUGUGGGCUUGCCUGGCGGCUAUGGCGGUUGCUAAUCGAGAUAUGAUUACUGCGGAGAUAGCCUACGCGGCAAUUGGUGAAAUUGAUAAAGUUCGAUACAUCAAUGCUAUAAAAGAUCUUCCAUCUAAAGAGUCAAAAAUGGCCCACAUACUAAUGUUUAGUGGGAACAUACAGGAGGCUGAGACAUUACUUCUCCAGGCUGGCCUCAUUUAUCAAGCAAUCCAGAUCAACAUUAAUCUCUAUAACUGGGAAAGGGCACUGGAGUUGGCUGUAAAAUACAAAACCCAUGUUGAUACAGUUCUUGCUUAUCGUCAAAAAUUUUUGGAGACAUUUGGUAAACAGGAAACUAAUAAACGAUAUUUGCAAUAUGCAGAAGGUCUCCAAAUAGACUGGGAGAAAAUCAAAGCCAAAAUCGAGAUGGAAAUUACUAAAGAACGUGACCGAUCGUCCAGCAGCCAGUAUGUCAAGAAUGUGGGCUUAAAGCACUGAAUGCCACACUGACCGCUAAACUAGUUCAGAGUAACCAAAGAUAUGCAUGUUUUGUUUGCUUUAAAAAAAGGCAUAAUUUUAAGGCUAGUGUUGUCUCUGAAUGGUAGAGUACUUGCCUAGCAUGCAUGAGGCCUUGGGUUUAAUUCCUAGCACUGUCAAAGGAAAAAGGCAUUAUCUUUAAAUAAUUGUAUGCACUUUCCAUGUACUUAAUACUAAAAGUACAUUCAGGAAGAUUAAGCACAAAAUAAUUGAUAUAAUUCCAUCAUUUAUAUUUUUCUAGUCUAACAAUUAAGAAAAUAUUUCUAUAUGCUUAUCUAUGCCCGAGUAAUGUUGAUAACAUUCCAGUUUUUUUUUUAUUUCUUUAUUCUUGGUUCUUUAGUAUGAAUAGCUGUUAAUGCUUAUAAUAAAGCCUUGAGUUAUUUA